AUGAGUAUUUCUUUAGAGACAGCUGCAUUGGUUGAUGGAUUGUUAUUAUGCUUUUUUUAUUUAAUAGUAUUUAUAUUUACAAUUACUAAUAAUUGUUUGAGAUUUGGAAAAAGAUUUAAAAUGAAACAUUUUGAAAACAAAUCAUGUCUUGGACCAAGAAUAGUAUUUAGAAUUGGAAAUUACUUUACUAUUUUAGAUGGAUUAUUAAUGGGUAUUGGAUGUUUAAUAUAUUAUGGAAUAGGAGUUAAUUCAUUUAAUUUUUAUAUGUAUUAUGAAUUAUUAGAUAUCGGAUGUGUCUAUGGAAUAUUAUUUACAUUCUUUUUUACAAUUACUACAGUUAAAAAUCAAUUAUCAAGACUCUUACCUAAUAACAAAAGUUCAUUAACAAAAUGGUUUGAUGGAAUUAAUUCAUUUAAUAUUGGAUUUAGUGUAUGUACUAUUGUAUCAAAUAUUGUGUUAUUAGUUUAUUGUGAAAUAUUAUGGCAGUAUCAAGGAUGUUUUGUACUUGAAGCAUCAUAUACAUCUACAAUAUUUGAAAUAAUGUUUGGAUUUGAAUCAAGUGUUCAUUUUCUUUUAUGUGGUAUAUCAAUGAUAUUUUUUAUUCUUCAUUUACAUGAAAUAUUUAAAACAUUUAUUGAUGUUGAAUUUAAAAAGAUUAAAAGAAGAGAAAUGAUUUGUAGUUUUAUUCUUGUAUUUUCUUUCUUUUGUCGUUGUGUUUUUAAUUUAUUAUUUAAUGGUAUUGCUGUCACUAGAAGUGAAGUCCUUGAAAAAGAUGUUUAUGAUUAUCAUAGAGUCUAUGAAGAUUAUAGAAACCAAUUCCUUAAUGGUCCAACUGACUGGUUUAGUAUUAUUGUAACAGCAAUUACACCAUUGGUCACAAUGCAAAUGAUGGUAGACUAUCCUUUUUAG
This is a messenger RNA of Entamoeba dispar SAW760, 909 nucleotides long. RefSeq lists its product as uncharacterized. The transcript is spliced from 3 exons. Lineage: Eukaryota; Evosea; Mastigamoebida; Endamoebidae. Bases 1 to 909 code for a protein of 302 amino acids. The record is from RefSeq and is a predicted model, not a curated record.